Messenger RNA from Culex pipiens pallens (northern house mosquito), 2027 nucleotides. RefSeq names its product early endosome antigen 1. The coding region runs from base 81 to 1964 and encodes 627 amino acids. The record is from RefSeq and is a predicted model, not a curated record. Gene Ontology annotation, biological process: regulation of cilium assembly. The transcript has a single exon. Gene Ontology annotation, cellular component: centrosome. NCBI's taxonomy places the organism in Eukaryota, Metazoa, Arthropoda, Insecta, Diptera, Culicidae.
CUCAACCGCAAAUUGUUUGGAACUUUUUGCAAGGUUGGACGUCACUCGAAAUUUGAAACCGCAAAAUUGUUCACCCGAAAAUGGAUUCCCCAAAUUCUCGCACAGUUUCCGUGGAGGGACUCAUCCUGGGCCUGAUGGACAGUUUGAUUAAGUUGGUGCCGGAAAAGUCCGCUGCCGGUGAGGGUGGUGAAGGUCCUGCGGAAGGGGGUGCUCCGACGGUGGCUGCCAAGGCGACCACAAAUCGACGGCUGUUGAAGAUGAGGCAGCAGGUGGCCAAACAGAACAAGUUCAUCCAGGACACCAAAAAGCAGAUCCGGGUUCUGAGCGAGAUGGCUCCAAAGUCCGUGUCCGAUCGGGAGGAGCUGGCGUUUUUGAAGAGUAGGUUGGACAAGGAGAACGACCUGUUGAAGAACCUGCUAAAGACGUUGAUUGAGGAGCAGAAGAAGGACGCGAGUCAGCCGUGGGAACCGGUUCGUUUGUGCACCGGUCCCGCCGAUGAUGUCUGUCGGAAUCCGUGGAUGUUGGGCACAGAUCAGAGCGGGAUGGAGCCGCGUUUUUCGUUUGACUCGACGCUUUCGUCGCUGACCUCGCAAGUGGACUUGACCGCGGCCACUAAGGACAUAAGCGAUCGAUUGCAGAAGGAACUGAUGAACCGGGACCGGGUGAUUGCGAUCCUGCAGAGUCGAGUUGAGGCGCUGACGGCGGAUGUGAUGAAGGUGCAGCGGGACAACACUGCCAUCCUGGACAAGACGCCGCGACCUGCGACGAGAUACUGCGAAACGGAUAUGGUCAGUCGGUUGCAGUUUUACAAGGAAAAUACCGACGCUCUGGAGCGAAAUCUGGUGAAGAUGGGUGCGGCGUUGGGUGCGAUUCGGUCGGAACUCGGCACCAACGUCACCGGCGAACCGAUUGGCUGCAGUACGUUAUUGUCGUCGACCAUGGAGUCUUCAACGCAGAGUAACGGACAUCCAUCGUUGACAACCUCGGGCAAAAACGGUCGUCCUUCGAUGACAACGGCGAGCAAAACCGGAGACGAACAGUACGUGACACUGCUGAAGGAACUGGCCAAGAAAUCAGACGAGUGCAAACGGCUCACGGAUCGUCUCGCCAAAAGCUGCAACUGCCAGACGGAAACGCCGGAACAGGUGGAGCUUGAAGCGCUCAAAAGUCGCUGCUCGGAGUUGCUCAACGAGCAGCAAGAAUUUAAGCUGCUUAUCAGAGAGCAGGGUGAGCAGUUGGAUGAGUAUCGGAACAAGUAUCUGGCCGCCCAGCAGAAGGUUGAGGAGCAAAACAUCGAGAUGGCCAAACGGGAUCUUACUAAUCAACGUGUCGAGGAGCAGAUCAACGAAGAGGUGGCGCGAAUAAAGGCCAAAUUCCAGGAAAAAAUGCGACAGCUGGCGCCAUUUCCGCGGCUUUUGGAGGCCGAGGAGAAGAAGGUGAAGGAGCUAAAGAAGUCAAACGAAAAGCUGCUAGAAGAGUUGAAGAAAUCCGUUAAAGAAACCAAAGCUCUGGAAAUUCGCUUGCAAAGUGCCCACGCAUCGCAAAAUGCGGCACUGGAAAAGGAGCACAAUCUGCUGAAAGUCGAGAUGGAACAGGUGCGAGAGGAAAUCAAGAAAGAAAGCAAGAAAUACGAUCAGAUCAAGGAACAGCUGGUGGCCAGUCAGAAAGAAGUGGAAGAUGUUCGCGCCGAAACGGCCAAGAUAAUCGCCCGAACCAAGGACCGAGCCCAGGAGGAUCGCGCCGCUGCUCAAGCACAAAAGAACGCUCUCGAGCUUGAACUGGCCAAAUCUCGUGCCAACGCCGCCGUCACCAUCGGCAACCGGGAAGCUGCCCUGCGCGAGAUGCAAGGCCAAAUCGGAGUCCUGUCUUCGAGCUUCAACGAUGCCCAGAUGCAGAUUCAAUCGCUGCGCCACCAACUCACGUGUCUGCAAGACGACAAAUACGGCUCCGGCUCGCGUGCUUGACCCGAACUCUUAUCGCUACUUCUCUUUGAACAACAAUAAAUCAUUCCGAUAGCGCGUUCUUUA